AUGCCCUUAAUGAAUCGCCUACUUAGUAUCGUUGUGCUUGGGAUUUCCGCAGUUCCCUCCGUACUAUCCUUCACGCCGGGCUUCAGUUAUGGUUCCGAAAAAGUGCGGGGUGUUAAUCUUGGCGGCUGGCUUGUCCUAGAGCCUUGGAUCACCCCAAGUAUAUUCGAGAAUACUGGCAACGAUGAUAUCGUCGAUGAGUGGACCUUUGGCGAGUACCAGGACUACGACACCGCGAAGGCGGUUUUACAAGACCAUUGGAACUCUUGGAUCACUGAAGAUGACUUUGAAGCCAUUGCAGCAGCAGGCUUGAACCAUGUUCGUCUCCCUGUCGGUUACUGGGCAUUUGCUGUCGGUUCAGGAGAACCGUACAUAACUGGCCAACUAGACUAUUUGAAGAAGGCCAUUACCUGGGCGUCGAACCACAACCUCAAGCUCAUCGUCGACCUUCAUGGUGCCCCUGGCAGUCAGAACGGUUUUGAUAAUUCUGGUCAAAGAAUGUCGUAUCCGACAUGGCAUUCUAACCAGACCAACGUCGAUAGGACAAAUGCGAUUAUCAAGACAAUUAUUUCUAUGGUCGACUCAGAGUACGAAACAGUGCCUAUCAUUGCACCAUUGAAUGAACCUGCAGGAUUCGACGGUGAUGAUGUGCUCACAGUCGUGAAACAGUAUUGGUAUGACUCAUAUCCUUACGGUUCAUCGACACAAAGUAACACUGUUGAGCUCAUUCAUGAUGCGUUCCAAUCUCUCAGUUAUUGGGAUGGCUUUAUGGUCGAUGGAUACGACGGCGUCGCAAUGGACACUCACAUCUACCAGAUGUUUUCAGACGAGCAAGUUGCCUACAAUUAUUCCCAGCACAUCAAGGAGGCAUGCAGUCAUGGGUCCGACCUCGCCGACUUUGACUUGUGGAUAAUUGUUGGUGAAUGGACCCCUGCAUCGACAGACUGCGCGAAAUGGUUGAAUGGCCGCGGCGUUGGAGCACGCUAUGAUGGAAGCAUGUCAGACUCAACCCGGGUCGGCAGCUGUACGGGCAAAACGGGCAAUGCUACAUCCUUCAGCUCGGAUUACAAGACCUUCAUGCGCCAGUACUGGGAAGCUCAGGUCAUCUCCUAUGAGAAAGGUAGUGGGUGGAUUCAAUGGACCUGGAAGGCUGAGGAUGCGGAUGACUGGAGUUACCAGGCUGGGUUGAAGUAUGGAUGGAUACCACAGGACCCAACUGACUUGGAGUACCCGGAUAUCUGCGACUGAAAAAAUGGCAGCCUCGAGUGGAACCAUCGACGAACUAUUACAGCGCAUUCAUUUGGGACUCAUUGUGGCAACUUGAUAGCAACCUAUAGCUACAUAUACCAGGUUAUACCCGUACUUACUACUAUAUCAUCCCGUUUAAUCGAUCUUUCUCCAAAUGCCAGUGCAUUGACCAUCCAGGAAGACUCUCGAAGACUCCGCCCCAAGCGCUUCCUUAGGAACGGUGUUCUGGUGUCGAGGCUACCGUGAUGUAAUAGUCUCGCCAAUGGACCCACAAGUGAAUUCAUAAACUUCAACAAGCAUUUUGGAGCACAACUCCGCACUCCAAACUUCCAUCCGGUAAGUGAUCAUUCCAUUCUAGAUCUUUGUCCACUCCGUAGUAGACCUGAAUCGCGCCGAGAGGGACUCUAUUU
Suillus clintonianus is the source of this 1655-nucleotide messenger RNA. Its product is annotated as glycoside hydrolase family 5 protein. Gene Ontology annotation, cellular component: cell surface; extracellular region. Gene Ontology annotation, biological process: glucan catabolic process. Gene Ontology annotation, molecular function: beta-glucosidase activity. The coding region runs from base 1 to 1245 and encodes 414 amino acids. The record is from RefSeq and is a predicted model, not a curated record. Lineage: Eukaryota; Fungi; Basidiomycota; Agaricomycetes; Boletales; Suillaceae. The transcript has 7 exons.